Rosa chinensis is the source of this 364-nucleotide messenger RNA. Its product is annotated as late embryogenesis abundant protein 18. NCBI's taxonomy places the organism in Eukaryota, Viridiplantae, Streptophyta, Magnoliopsida, Rosales, Rosaceae. The record is from RefSeq and is a predicted model, not a curated record. The transcript is spliced from 2 exons. Bases 1 to 312 code for a protein of 103 amino acids. Gene Ontology annotation, biological process: embryo development ending in seed dormancy.
AUGCAGUCUGCAAAGGAGAAGAUCAGUAACUUGGCCAGUGCUGCCAAGGAGAAAGUAGAGACUCACAAAGCCAAAACGGAAGAGAAGGUUGAGAAGAUGACUGCGAGGACAGAGGAAGAGAAGAGAAUAGCGGAGGAGAAGAGAAGAGCUAAAGAGGCAGAAGCGAAGAUGAAGCUGCAUGAGUCCAAAGCCAAGCAUGAAGCCGAUAAACUGACUACUGGUGCUCCUGCAACUGAUGGCGGUGCUCCGAUGGGCAGGACCGCAGUUCCAUCGUAUCCCCCGGGAGGUUACAGCACCCGAAAACUGCCCUAGUUAUAUAGCUAGUAUUAGUUGGUAGUCUAGAAUGAGCUAGCUAUAGCUUCUC